Molecule: messenger RNA, 691 nt
Organism: Spodoptera litura
Lineage: Eukaryota; Metazoa; Arthropoda; Insecta; Lepidoptera; Noctuidae
Biological process (GO): positive regulation of voltage-gated potassium channel activity; sleep; regulation of synaptic transmission, cholinergic
Source: RefSeq, a predicted model, not a curated record
AUGUCUUUUGCACAUAUUAGCAAUAUUUUUUUAAGCAUUUUACUGCCUUUGUUGUUUUCUAACACAUGUGAAGCAAUCAAAUGUUUUGACUGCAACAGUAAGAAUAAUUCGGCGUGUUUAGAGAUGCAUGUUCCAAAAAUGCACGCUAUCAUACCUAUCGUCGACUGCAGAGAAUCUCUCUCCAAUGCCAUAGACAAAAGGGAAUUCUUCUGCAGAAAAAUUACACAAACAAUCUUACAUCCAGAUCAGACGCCAGAAGUCCGGAUAACUCGUGGUUGUGGCUGGGUGAGAAGCAAGAGGGAAUGCUACAAAGCUGACAAUAUGGACCACUUGGAGACAGUCUGUCAGUGCUUCGGGGACCUCUGCAAUGCGGCAACAACCCUCGAACACGUCAAAGUGACAGCUUUUGUAGCCGUUGCCACUCUUCUUGUAGCGUUUAGAACAUGGCGGGGGAACGUUUGAAAUUAGAUUUUAUAUUUUUUUCUUUAUGGGACGAUUGGAUUUCUACUCUAUAAUUUCUUAUGUCUGAUAAAUAAAAAGUUUAAGAAAAAAAAUAUGUAUUUUUAAAAAGAUUAGGAUCAGUAGUGCUAUAUAAAGUUUUAUCUAAAAGUAUUACAAAUGUAUUGUUACACUCUGGAUUACAAAAUGUUUGCAAAUAAGUUUCAAUAAUACUACUUACAUAAAUGAUAUA